This is a messenger RNA of Endocarpon pusillum Z07020, 1074 nucleotides long. RefSeq lists its product as uncharacterized. The coding region runs from base 1 to 1074 and encodes 357 amino acids. Lineage: Eukaryota; Fungi; Ascomycota; Eurotiomycetes; Verrucariales; Verrucariaceae. The transcript is spliced from 2 exons. The record is from RefSeq and is a predicted model, not a curated record.
AUGAGUUCGACAGCACCAGAGCUUCCGAAAGGCCUCGCAGAAAGCGUAGCCAACAGCAAGGCCGAGUACAAACGGCUAGGAAAAAGUGGUCUACGGGUAUCAGUACCCAUCUUGGGUGCGAUGAGUAUUGGUGACAGCCAGUGGCUGGAUUGGGUGAUCGACGAGGAUCAAGCACUUCCUCUACUGAAAGCCGCAUACGACCGAGGGCUGAAUACCUGGGACACUGCCAAUAUCUAUUCCAACGGCGCCUCAGAGCGAUUGAUCGCCAAAGCCAUUAAAAAAUAUAGCAUUUCAAGACAGAAGGUGGUCAUCUUGAGCAAAUGUCGGGGAACCGUCGGUGAGGAACCGAGCGUGCUCUCCAUCAAGUACCCAGAUGCGAUUGAAAAGAGCAAGGAUUAUGUUAACCAAGCUGGGCUAUCACGGGCCGCCAUCUUUAAUGCUGUCAAUGCCUCUCUUGCACGUCUGGAGACAGAGUAUAUAGAUUUGCUCCAGAUUCACCGCUUCGAUAGGAAUACACCCAUCGAGGAGACCAUGGAAGCGCUCCACGACCUAGUGAAGAUGGGAAAGGUACGGUACCUUGGGGCUAGCAGUAUGUGGGCUUAUCAAUUUGUCAUGAUGCAAGCUGUGGCCGAAAGGAACGGAUGGACCAAAUUCAUCUCUAUGCAAAACCACCACAGCCUUCUAUACCGAGAAGAAGAACGCGAGAUGAACAAAUACUGCCUUGAGACUGGCGUGGGCCUGAUUCCAUGGGCGCCACUUUACCGAGGCUUCCUUGCACGUCCGCUCUCUGAAUCUGGCACAACUACAAGGUCGCAGGAUCAGCAGGAUGAGCUCACUGAAACUGACAAAACUAUCAUUCAACGCGUCGAAGAAUUGGCCAAUAAGAAAGCAUGGAAGAUGAGCCAUGUUGCAAUGGCGUGGUCUAUUCAGAAGGGCAAUAACCCCAUCAUUGGGUUCAGCAAAAUCGAGAGGAUUGAUGAAGCAUUGGAGAUAAGGGGCAAGGCGUUGACCGAUGAAGAGAUGAAGUACCUUGAAGAGCCAUAUCAGCCCAAAAAUAUUUCAGGGCAUUCAUAG